Messenger RNA from Sciurus carolinensis (gray squirrel), 627 nucleotides. RefSeq names its product mas-related G-protein coupled receptor member X3-like. Gene Ontology annotation, molecular function: G protein-coupled receptor activity. Gene Ontology annotation, biological process: G protein-coupled receptor signaling pathway. The record is from RefSeq and is a predicted model, not a curated record. The coding region runs from base 1 to 627 and encodes 208 amino acids. Gene Ontology annotation, cellular component: membrane. Lineage: Eukaryota; Metazoa; Chordata; Mammalia; Rodentia; Sciuridae. The transcript has 4 exons.
AUGGGUGAAAGAGCAUCAGGCUCAAGGAAUUUGAUAGUGCUGCUCUCCAUAAUCAUUUCCCUAUUUGGGCUGGCAGGAAAUGCAUCUGUGAUCUGGUUCUUGGGUUUCCGCAUGCACAGAAAUGCCUUUUACAUCUACAUCCUAAACCUGGCUGCUGCUGACUUCCUCCUUCUCUGCCUCUAUGUUACUACUUACCUGAUAGAAUUCAUCAAAAACAUCUUGAAUAUUCACAUUGUUUCCUAUAGCAUUAUACAAAUGGGGCCUGGCCCUGCUAGGUCCAAGCAGAAGCCUCUGACCAGGCUGUGUGUUACCAUCCUGCUCACGGCUUUGGUCUUCUUUUGUGGUCUGCCCUUCAGGGUCUGUUUGUUCUUGUUAAUCAGAAUUCAGAAAUAUAUUAUCACAAAUAGUUUCCUUUUUCUGUCUUCACUUGUCUUGUCCUCUGUUAACAGCUCUGCCAACCCCAUCAUUUACUUCUUCUUUGGCUUCUUUAGGCAGCAGUUUCAGGCACGGAACCUCAAGCUGGUGCUUGAGCGGGCUCUGCAAGACACUCCUGAGGAAGGUGAAUGUGGAGGCAGCCUUCCUCAGGGAACCCUGGAGAUGUCAGGCAGCAGAGUGGAGCAGGGGUGA